Pediculus humanus corporis (human body louse) is the source of this 1509-nucleotide messenger RNA. Its product is annotated as leucine-rich transmembrane protein, putative. NCBI's taxonomy places the organism in Eukaryota, Metazoa, Arthropoda, Insecta, Psocodea, Pediculidae. The transcript is spliced from 3 exons. The record is from RefSeq and is a predicted model, not a curated record. Gene Ontology annotation, molecular function: protein binding. The coding region runs from base 1 to 1509 and encodes 502 amino acids.
AUGGUAACGGUUCUAGAUUUAUCACACAACGAUAUAAAAUCAUAUAGUCAUUGGAAAUAUUUAAAAUCCGUUGAAAAAAUCGAUUUAUCGAAUAAUAAAAUAACGGAAGUGAGUUUCGGUGGUGGAUCUUAUGAUAAUUUACACUCAAUCGAUUUAUCUCAUAAUUCCAUUGUUUAUUUAAAUGCAAUUCAAAUUCAUAAAUUAAAAAAUUUACACGAUUUAAAUUUGUCGCACAAUUCUAAAUUGCACGGAGUUUCCGGUUUGAAAAGCGACAAUUUAAAAAUAUUAAAUUUGAGUUAUUGUUACUUGUCUUAUUUAAACGAUGAUUUUCUCGCGGAUUUACCCAAAAUCGAAUAUUUGGAUAUUUCACACAAUCCGAUAAAAUCUUUGAAAAAUUCCGUUCGUUCUCAUUCAUUGCAAAAUUUGGAUGCUUCGUAUUUAAACAUGGAGGCGCUGAACAAAAUGGACGCUUUCAACAUGCCGGGUUUGAGAAUAUUAAACGUAUCGCAUAAUAAAAAUAUAAAAAUGAUGAUGUUGGAAAAUUAUUGUUGGAACGUAAUUAAUUUAGACGUUUCGAAUUCGGAAUCGAAUUAUUUAAAGGAUUUUAAUAUUUUUUGCAAUUUGAAAAUAUUAAAUGCGUCCUCAAAUCAAAUCGAAAACAUCGAAUCGAAUACGUUUAGCAAUAACGUGGAUUUAAAUUUUCUUAAUUUAUCAUCGAAUAAAAUAACGGAUGUUGAUGAGAGCGCGUUUUUAAAUAACAAAAAUUUAAAAAUAGUGGAUUUGUCUUCGAAUAAAAUAAACGGUUUAUUAUUUACGUAUCAUUUAAAACAAACAAUAAAUUUAAAUUUAUCAAAAAAUCAAAUAACGACACUUAACGGUCUCGUUUUGAAAAAUUGCAUUCUUUUAAAUUUAUCGAAAAAUAAAAUUAACGACGAUAUCGAUAUGAAUUUAAACGAGAGAGCACCCAAAUUGAAAAUUAUUAAUUUAUCGUUUAAUAAUAUUCAAACGGUGAGAAGAAUGGAAUCGAAAUCGAUCGAUUACAUCGAUUUGAGUUAUAAUCAUAUCGAAUUCGUCCAUUUUGAAUCUUUCGAUAAUUGUUAUAACUUACGGGAAAUAAAUUUAAUUGAAAAUAAAUUGAAAAUAUUAGAUUACAGGACUUUUAACGAUUUGAUCAGUUUGAAAAAUUUAUGGUUGAUGCGAAAUCCGUGGUCUUGCGAUUGUUUUACGCGGGAAUUUAAAGAUUUGUACGAAUUUUUAAUUGUCGAAAAACGUUUCUACGACGAAACGGACGAAUUGUUAUGCGUUAAAACGAAUAAAACUUUUGAUAAUUUAGAUGAAGGUGAAGAGGAAAUUUCUCAUAGGAAUUCAACUCCUCCUCCAAAUUACGAAACUGCCAUUCUGUUACCCAAAUUAACGGAAAACAACGUUCGAGAAGAAUCUAGAAUUAUUUCUAGAAACUCGUUGAUUGUCGACAAUGAAGUUGUCACACACGUGGAAGAAGAUAAUUAA